AGCGCCCCCGCACGCCGAUCAGGGGGAGGGUGCUAUGGAUACUGGAGAGCUGGGGCAUGUGCAUGCUGCAAGUGGUGCCCGAGGGACGGUGCAAGACCUGCAUCGCAAGCACCUCCUGGCCCUGGUUGCGCGUAAUGACGCUGAGUAUUGGAACUUCAUUCCCCGAAGUUAUUACCUGCCGCCGGAGAAAGCUGGCGUCACGUCAGAGUUCGAGACCUUCCUGUUGCUAGGCACAUGUAGUGUAAGUGGCAAGUGGCUACGAGCGAUCUUGGCGCUCUGUCCCGAGGCAGGAUUAUGAGCUUUCCCGGAGCCUUGCGCUUUUGCAAGAUCAAGUGUUGUCAGCAAAAGCUGGCACCUCUCGAGAGUACGAUGAGGCUUCGCUUCAGCUUGCCCUGGAUGGAUGCAAGUCGCUUCUGCCACAGGCUGCAUGCUAUUCUGGCGGAGACUCCAUUCUUCUGCAAGCGGUUUGCAUCUUGGAGGCGGCGCAUCGCGACCCGCUUUUGCAGAUGGGGUUGCUGAGGAAGAACUGGUGGCUGCUGAAGCCUGUGGAUGGCGCCAAUGGCAAGGGCAUCCACCUCCUGACAGAUCUCCACUUGGGCGGCUCGCCGAGCCUGCCCAUGGCGGAGUGUCGUGGCCGUGCCGCGCAGGGCUACAUCGUCCAGAAGUAUGUGGAGCGGCCCCAUUUGCUGGACCCAGCGCAGAUGGGCGAGGCAAGCAACGCCCCAAGCGCUCUGUACAAGUACAAUCUGCGCAUUUUAGCAGCCAUUCGCUGGGAUGAGGUGCCAUCAAUCUGGGUCUAUGAGGAGGGCUACAUCAAUCUUUGUGCUGAGCCGUAUGCGCAUUCCGAAGCUGGCGCACAUAUAUCCAACCUACCGGGCGUCUGCAAACGCAUGUGGUCCACUCGCAUGUUUUCAAAAUACCUAGCAAGAAGCAACGCUGACGUGUGGGGUGACCACGUGUUGCCGUCCAUCAAGAAGCAGAUCUCCAGGAUUGUGAGCGCAGCCUCCCCGCUGCGAGGGCCAAAGCCGUCGCCUGAGAGAACCCGUCAGCCCUGGAAGCGAUUUGGAUUUGACUUCAUGCUCGAUGAGGACUUGCACGUUUGGCUGAUCGAAGCAAACCAUCGGCCGGGCAUGAGCUGCCCAAAAGGUCCUGCGGGGGAGGAGAAGCGCAGCCUCUUGGAACGGUUCUAUGCGGAUGAGCGGCAGCUGUUUGGAGAGCGUCUAGAAGAGAAGCGAGACGACGGGAUUGAGAGCAUUGGGCAGUUUCGACGCGUUCCGGUAGCCGUGCAGCAAAAGCCCAGCACAAGUUUUGCGUGUGAGAUGUUGGGACUUUGUGAAGUUGCAGCUUGAGGCUAGAGACCCCGGCAGCUGAGAGGGGCUCAGCUUCGGAGGAUGUUGGGGAGAGCAGGCUCCUGCGACAGCUUCAAAGGCUAAAAUCAGUCCAGGCUGACCCGGAGAAGUUCUGGGACGGCGAUGCCUCGGGCCCCGAGCCCGAAGGGAACUCCUCGGCUGCGUCUCGCAGCCAGAUGAAGGGGAUGAAGGCAUUCCUCAAGAGGCAUUGCGAGGCCUGGGACAGCCCGCUGGCCUCGAACCUGCGACGUGAAUGAGCUUGCUGCAAACAGCUGGCAGCGAGGGAGUGCCAGCUGUUUUCUCGGUGUGCAAUGCGGGCAUUGCGCUGACGCAUUUGGCUCAUUUGGCUCAUUUGGCUCAAUGGCAGGAGGUUCUCC
Effrenium voratum is the source of this 1726-nucleotide messenger RNA. The record is from the annotation of a GenBank genome assembly. NCBI's taxonomy places the organism in Eukaryota, Dinophyceae, Suessiales, Symbiodiniaceae.